CUUUUCUUUUCUUUUUUUUCCUGUGUUGUGUUCUUUGACAUGGGCGAAGAAGUCACGGUACCGGCAACACCUCGCCUUCUCGUGGCAGAGUGACAACUUUAUUGAUCACCACAGCCCCCGUUUUUUUUUUUUUUUUUUUUUUUUUGGCGCCCUCUCAAUGGGAGCGCGCUUUUUUUCUGGGGAAUUACCCGUCGUUUUGCUUCGCCAAUUAUGUUCACUUUUGCUGCCUUCUGCUAUAUGCUGUCUCUGGUUCUCUGCGUGUCGCUCAUCUUCUUCGCAAUAUGGCACAUCACAGCGUUUGAUGAGCUCCAGGCUGACUUCAAGGUGCCAAUCGAUCAAGGCAAUCCACUCCAUGCGAGGGAGAGACUGCGAAACAUCGAGAGGAUCUGCAACCUUCUGAGGAAGUUGGUGCUCCCGGAGUACUCGAUCCACGUGCUCUUCUGCAUCAUGUUCCUCUGUGCCCAAGAAUGGCUGACGGUGGGCCUCAACAUCCCCCUGCUCUUCUACAACACGUGGAGUCGGUACUUCCAUUCCCCAACGGAUAGCAAGGAGUUGAGCUACGACCCGGCUUCGGUCAUGAACGGCGACACGCUCAAGUUCUGCCUGAAGGAGGCCUGGUGCAAGCUGUCCUUCUUCGUGCUCUCCUUCUUCUAUUAUCUCUACUGUGUGUGGAACCUGGAGAUAUCCCUCUCAUAGCUCGUACAAAAAAGUCUGGUCUACUCGCUGGUUACCUCAUAAGCGACACAUCGACACCCAAAGAGCCUCUGGACACGCCAACUGCCCUAUUUUACGAAUGCUUUUUGCCAGACAUGUAAACGGACGCUUCCUUUGCCGCUUCCCUUUCCGCCCCAAGGCGAAGGGACGUAUCCGUGCUCGACGACCCCCCGCCCCCGACCCCCCCUCGCGGUUUGACCGAUCACCUCCAGUUGACGGCAACUCGUUCUCACGUCUUGUAGCAGCGACGGUGGCGCGCGGGACGACAAGCACAGUAGCAUUUGCACAGUUUGUCUCAGGCACAGCAGUACUGCCCCCCCCCCACACCCCACACCCCCAAUCCGGCACAGCUCGGACGCCGUCGGAAACGGGGAACGUGCGCACGAACCGGAUCACGUUUCUAAAAGGAAAAUUUUCAAAACUUUUUUUUUUGGGGGGGGGGGCGGCACGGACGUACAUUAGGACUUUUUGGACGCACUCUUUGUCCCACGGACACGUAUGUAUGCGGCGAAUGCCUUGUUCACGUGGUUUUAGUGUGGCUCCAUGAGAAUUUUUUGCGCACGCAAAAAAUUUGCGCACGCGCACAAUUGCACAAGUCGUGAAUUUAUUAAUCUUGCACAGCGUUUGCGAUAUUUAGCCGAGUGUCGGCGAUGGCGUCUGGCGCGCCGCCGAAGGUCUUCCAGUCCGUCCAAUUGAAAACUUUUCGACUUUGAUUUCACCGAGGGACCAAAACGCUCUUUUGGUUAAUCGUGUCAGUCAAGUGUGAGAUUUGAAUUGCAUCCCAGUUGAGUUGAAUGAUUUUUUUUUUUUCUGUCGUUAAAAAAAAAAAAAAAAAAAGAAGAAGCGCACGUGGACUUUGGCCAAUAUUGGCGCUCGCACGAAAUACAGCGCCUAUGCUUGCGCCGACAUUACGUGGCAAAUUCGUCAACGCAAGAGUCGGCAUUUCCCAAACCUCGUCCGCAUCCUUUUUGUGUCCGAGUCCAAAUCGUCUCCCGUGGCCGACAUCGACGUGCAGUAGAUUGGAAGCCCCGCCUUUAUUUCCCCGCCCCCCCCCCUUCUGUAUUUUUGUCAUUUUCUAUCCUGACCGUGGAUGUGAAUUGAGAUAUUGUUUAUGAAAUAAACUUCUUUUAAAAUCAAAA
Molecule: messenger RNA, 1853 nt
Organism: Hippocampus zosterae (dwarf seahorse)
Lineage: Eukaryota; Metazoa; Chordata; Actinopteri; Syngnathiformes; Syngnathidae
Gene: cnih3
Product: cornichon family AMPA receptor auxiliary protein 3
Exons: 7
Coding region: 211-696 (161 amino acids)
Biological process (GO): regulation of AMPA receptor activity; vesicle-mediated transport
Cellular component (GO): dendrite; synapse
Source: RefSeq, a predicted model, not a curated record